AUGCCUCUCGCGGGGAACAUCUACUAUAUCGCGGCCGUCUCCGUCAUUGGAGGCGGUCUCUUUGGCUUUGACAUCUCGUCUAUGUCCGCUAUUCUGGGGACAACUGCCUACAAGUGUUACUUCAACCAGGGACCCGAGGGCCCGCCUUUCAAUGACAGCAACACAUGCAGUGGAUUGAGCUCCUUGUCCCAGGGUGGUGUUACUGCCUCCAUGCCCGCUGGUUCGUGGCUUGGUGCUUUGAUUUCUGGUUUCAUCUCGGACCGUCUUGGUCGUCGCUACUCUAUUAUGGUUGGAUGUGUUAUCUGGAUUGUUGGCUCUGUUAUUAUUUGCGCUUCGCAGAACAUUGCCAUGCUUUGUGUGGGUCGUGUCAUCAACGGAAUUGCUGUCGGUAUCGAGAGUGCCCAGGUUCCUGUCUACAUCUCGGAGCUUGCUCCUCCCUCCAAGCGUGGUCGUCUGGUUGGAUCCCAGCAGUGGGCUAUCACUUGGGGUAUUCUGAUCAUGUACUACAUCUGCUUCGGUUGUUCCUACAUCGGUGGCCAGGACACCACCAACUACAGCACCGCCGUCUUCCGUAUUCCCUGGGGUCUCCAGAUGCUCCCUGCCGUCCUCCUCUUCCUCGGCAUGAUCAGCCUCCCCGAAUCCCCCCGCUGGCUCGCCCGCAAAGACCGCUGGGAAGAAUGUCAAUCCGUCCUCGCCCUCGUCCACGGAAAGGGUGACCCCAACAGCCCCUUCGUCGUCGCCGAGAUGCAAGAGAUCGGUGAGAUGUGCGAGUUCGAGCGCCAAAACGCCGACGUCACAUACCUGGAGCUGUUCAAGCCCAAGAUGAUCAACCGUACCUUCAUCGGUAUCUUCAUGCAGAUCUGGUCCCAGCUCACCGGCAUGAACGUCAUGAUGUACUACAUCACUUACGUCUUCACCAUGGCCGGCUACUCCGGCAACGCUACCCUCCUCGCCUCCUCCAUCCAGUACAUCAUCAACGUCGUGACUACCGUCCCCGCUUUGAUCUGGGUCGACAAGUGGGGUCGUCGCCCUACUCUGCUGGUCGGUGCUGCCCUCAUGAUGACCUGGAUGUACGCCAACGCCGGUCUCAUGGCCUCGUACGGUGUCGUCGUCCCCGGUGGUAUUGACGGAACUCCCGAGGAGUCCAUGCGUCUGAGCGGUGCCCCCGCCAAGGCCCUCAUCGCCUGCACUUACCUCUUCGUUGCCUCCUACGCUCCCACCUGGGGCCCCGUGUCCUGGGUCUACCCUCCCGAGUUGUACCCCCUCCGUGUCCGCGGAAAGGCCGUCGCACUCGCUACCUCCGCUAACUGGGCUUUCAACACCGCUCUGGGUCUCUUUGUGCCCUCUGCUUUCGCCAACAUCCGCUGGCAGACUUACAUCAUCUUUGGUGUUUUCUUGACCGUUAUGUGGCUCCACGUUUUCUUCAUGUUCCCUGAGACUGCUGGCAAGACUCUUGAGGAGACCGAGCAGAUCUUUGAGGAUCCCAAUGGUAUUCCGUACAUUGGUACCCCUGCCUGGAAGACUCGCCACGAUCACAAGCGUACUGCUGCUGCUGAGCGUGGUGAUGUUGAGGUCCUGGGUGAGAGAUUGGCGAUGGCUGAGAAGAAGCCUGUUGCUGCUCAUGCUGAGGACAGCACUGAGUCAUCUUAA
Messenger RNA from Penicillium verhagenii, 1650 nucleotides. Its product is annotated as sugar porter family MFS transporter. The transcript is spliced from 3 exons. Gene Ontology annotation, biological process: transmembrane transport; carbohydrate transport. The coding region runs from base 1 to 1650 and encodes 549 amino acids. Gene Ontology annotation, cellular component: membrane. Lineage: Eukaryota; Fungi; Ascomycota; Eurotiomycetes; Eurotiales; Aspergillaceae. The record is from RefSeq and is a predicted model, not a curated record. Gene Ontology annotation, molecular function: carbohydrate:proton symporter activity.